AUGAAAAAUCAUUUAGCCGGAACUCAUGAUAAUGUUGGUGCUUGUAGUCAAGUUUCUGAAGAUGUUAUGAAUAUGUUUUUACAACUCUUAAGUGGAAAAAAACAAGACAACAUUAUAGAUGUUGAUUGUUUUGAAGAAAAAAAUAUUGAAGGGAAAAGUAAAGGGGGAACUAUGGAUGCGUAUGUCACAAAGGGAAGGGCAAAGCAACAAGGUUUGAAUCAAAUGAUGAAGCAAAGGGAGCCCGUGAUUAGAGAUAUUUGUAGAGUCAUUUAUGGGCAUGCAUUGGCUUUUAAUUUAGUGAAAAGCCCCUUGUUUAAGAAGAUGUUGAAGUCGGUUGGUGAGUAUGGUGUGGGAUUGAAGCCACCCAGUUAUCAUGAAGUGAGAGUAUCUUUUUUGAAAAAAGAGGUUGAUCAUGUGAAUGCAAGUUUAGAAGUGUAUAGAAAAGAAUGGAAGAAGACGGGUUGUACUACAAUGUCCGAUGGAUGGACCGAUGGAAAGUCUCGCUCUCUUACUAAUUUCCUUGUUAAAAAUCCAAGUGGAACGGUGUUUAUUAAAUCAAUAGACACCUCCGGUGUAAUUAAAAAUUCAAUGAAAUUAUUUGAGAUGCUUGAUGACAUUGUGAAUGAAAUUGGUGAAGAAAAUGCGGUUCAAGUGGUAACCGAUAGUGCAUCGGCGUAUGUGGGUGCCAGUAGAUUAUUGGAAGAGAAGAGGACUAAAUUGUUUUGGUCCCUAUGUGCGGCACAUUGUCUUGACUUAAUGUUAAGUGACAUAGGUGAGUUGAUGGUUUUCAAAGAUACAAUAAUUAAAGCCAAGGAAAUCGCUGUGUACGUUUAUAGGCAUGCUUGGGUGCUUGAUUUGUUCCGAAAAUUUACAAAGAAUAGGGAGCUGACAAGACCCGCAGUCACUAGAUUUGCCACCGCUUUCCUUACUUUAAAAAGUUUCCAAGAUAGAAAACUCCAACUUAGAGCUAUGUUUGCGUCGGAAGAGAGGGCUAGAAGUAGCUAUUCUACAUCUGUUAAUGCAAAAAAGGCACAAGGAACAAUCUUGGGAGAUGCUAGAUUUUGGAAAGCAAUCAAGUAUUGCUUGAAGUGUGUGCUCCCUUUGGUGAAAAUUUUGAGGCUUGUGGAUGGUGAUGCAAAGCUGGCAAUGGGAUUUAUUUAUGAAGCUAUGGAUAGAGCGAAGGAAGAAAUUGCUUCAAACUUGAACCAUGUGAGGGGUAGAUAUAAGCGCAUUUGGGAAAUUAUUGAUACUAGAUGGGAUUUACAACUCCAUAGGCCUUUGCAUGCGGCGGCAUAUUACCUUAAUCCAAUGUAA
Molecule: messenger RNA, 1314 nt
Organism: Camellia sinensis
Lineage: Eukaryota; Viridiplantae; Streptophyta; Magnoliopsida; Ericales; Theaceae
Source: RefSeq, a predicted model, not a curated record